Molecule: messenger RNA, 1470 nt
Organism: Peronospora matthiolae
Lineage: Eukaryota; Oomycota; Peronosporomycetes; Peronosporales; Peronosporaceae
Source: the annotation of a GenBank genome assembly
AUGCAUCUUCGUGGAGUUUUCCGUGCGGCAAAACUGCCAAGAGGCCAAGGCGCGAUCGGCACCAAGUGGGUGUUCAAGAUCAAGCGCAAAGCGGAUGGAUCGGUCGAGAAAUACAAGGCGCGUCUCGUUGCCAAGGGCUUCAAGCAGAAGUACGGCAUCGACUACACAGAGACGUUCUCGCCCGUGGUCAAGUACGUGACACUGCGUAUGGUGAUCGCGAUCACCAAGUAUUUCGACUGGCCACUGGACCAACUCGAUGUGGUGACAGCCUUUCUCUACGGAGUGAUGAAGGAGAAGGUGUACUGCGUGAUACCAGAAGGCGUCGAGAUGGAUGGCGACUUCGACUGUCUCGAGUUGGUGAAGGCGAUCUACGGUCUCAAGCAAGCUUCACGUGUGUGGAACGAGACUUUCGACGAAUUCGUAUGCUCCAUCGGUUUCGAAGCGUCGGCGUUCGACCCAUGUCUCUACAUCAAGGUUGUCGACGGUCACUGUGUGCUCGUGCUGGUCUACGUGGAUGACGUGUUGGUCACCGGCAGCUCGCUCGAGUUGAUUGCGCAGACGAAGGCCGACCUCAAGACGCGUUUCGAGAUGACCGACAGUGGCAAGUGUACUUUUGUACUGGGCAUCGAACUGGUGGACGAAUCGGAUGGCAGCGUGACGAUGUGCCAGCGACGGUAUGUCAACGACAUCCUCAAGCGCUUCGGCAUGGAUGAGUGCAAGGCCACAGCAAGUCCGGUCGACUUGGGCACUCGGCUUGUCGCAAGCAGCGAAGCGGCCAAGAUCGACGUUCCGUUUCGUGAAGCUGUGGGAGCUUUGAUGCACUUGACGACUGCGACGCGCCCGGACAUUGCGUAUGCUGUGGGGUACGUCUCGCGCUUCAUGGAGAAUCCGCAGCAAGAACAUUGGACGGCGGUGAAGCGCAUCUUUCGUUACUUGCAAGGGACCAAGUCGCACGGACUCCGCUUCCAGCCAAGCGACAAGAUCGACUUUCGUGGCUACUCGGACGCGGACUGGGCCGGCGACCACGCUGAUCGCAAGUCGACUUCGGGUUACACUUUCAUGCUGAUGGGUGCUCCUGUGAGUUGGGGAAGCAAGAAGCAGUCAAGUGUGUCGCUGUCGACGAGUGAAGCGGAAUACAUCGCACUGAGUCUGGCCAUCCAGGAAGGCAAGUGGGUGCAUCGCCUGCUAUGCGAGAUUUUGGCGGCCGCAAACGAACCAGGACCGGACCUCGUCAUCCGUGAAGACAACCAGUCGUGCAUCAAGAUGACGAAGAAUCCGGUGAAUCAUGGCCGCGCCAAGCACAUCGACAUCAAGUACCAUCACAUCCGUGAUGAGGUCAAGCGCGGUGAAGUGAAGCUCGAGUAUUGCGAGACUUCCGUGAUGAUGGCGGACAUCAUGACCAAGGGACUUUCGGGACCUCGUCACAAGGACUUGACGACGGCUCUCGGCAUUCGUGCGAGUUCGGAUUGA